Dermacentor andersoni is the source of this 1878-nucleotide messenger RNA. RefSeq lists its product as uncharacterized. The record is from RefSeq and is a predicted model, not a curated record. NCBI's taxonomy places the organism in Eukaryota, Metazoa, Arthropoda, Arachnida, Ixodida, Ixodidae.
GCGCGUAUAAAGGAGAACCGGUCACCGGAGCCCCUUCAGUCGCUCGCGUUAUCGCUGGGGGAGUCCGUCUGAGGAGUUGUCGGCCGCUGCAGCCAUGGUGUCCGCGCUAAGCCUUGUUACCGCUACUGUGUGCAUCUGCGUCGUCCUGUGCGACGAUGGCCACGGCAUCUACAAGAAGUUCCCGCCGGCAUCCUUUACUAUCGGCUUCGGUCAUGACCAUGGUUUGAAGAUCGCGCAUGGCGGCCUCAAGGUCGGCGUGGGAUUCGGGGGCGGCGGCGGUGGCGGCGGCAUCGGCCUGGGUCUCCUGCACCGCGUGGGCGGCGGCGGCGGCUACGGUGGCGGCGGAUACGGCGGCGGCUACGGUGGUGGUCAUGGCGGUGGUCAUGGCAUUACCAUCGGCCUCCUUGGCCACGGCAUAAACUUCGGCCACGGUGGUGGCCACGGCGGAGGCUACGGUGGCGGCUAUGGCGGUUAUGGAGGAGGAUACGGGCAUGGCUGGUGGUAGAAGCACAAACCACUUUCAUCGAAUCAUCUGCGUUCCCGCUUCUGGAAGCUGGGAGACGACCAUCAUCUGUACAUUACUGCCAUCGUCACACAUCUGACACGGCGCCCGUCCAACACCACUCUGUCCCGGGUCCAACGGUGUUUCGGAGGCGCUGCCCAGGCGGCGAAUCUCGAGGGCGCGUGGGUUGCGUCCAGCGCGUCCAUGUUCUCACCUGUCAGUAGCUGAGCUCUGUUCGGGGCGAGCCGACAGAGACGCCCGCGGUGACCAGCUUACGUGCCCAUAGCACUGGCAUUGCUCAAACGACGGAGGCAUGCUCAAUGCCCUUGGGCGUCUGUUCUAAGGAGAGCUCGAACAUACGGCCAGUAUUUCUUUAGCUGCUACGCGGAAGCACCUCAUUGCGCAUGCCUUCACACAGGGUCGCGACAGAUCGUUCAGAGACUGUACAUAAAGACCGGUUAACGUGUUUGUUCUGCGAAAGGAGCCGAGCAACGUGUUGAAGAAGAGACAAGAGCGCUAAGAACGUGAAUUAAUCCGACGUCGGUGAAUGACCUCGUCGGUGUCCCGAUGCCACUCAAUGUGCGGCUGUAGAGCGCAGGCUGGAGGAAAUUCCCGUCAGUCAAUUCUUUCCUUUAAACUGCGCUCCACGGCUGUUUCCUGGGUCACCCGCUUACUGUCUUCAUUCAGAUUUUUCUUUUUCUGUCUGAUCACGUUGCCCAGCUCUUUUUAUAAAAUCGACUCAUUCCAUGCCAACCCACACUUGUUAAGCUCGAUUAUGUGCCGUGGUUCAACCAAAUUUCCUUGACUGCGAACGGUAGAGUAAUAAAUGUAUGCAGUCUGGGCGAAAAAAAAAAUACACAUACUGAAACCACUGCGCGGACACGCAAAUGAAAAGAGCCUAUGUUCACGCUAAGACAGAUACCUAUUCACUACGGUGUUUCCAAAAAGGUGCUAACUUUAUUUUGUUUAUGUUGUCUCUCACAUCUUUAUGUUGGGUAUGGCGCGGUCAAACAUGGGCUAAACCUUUUUUUUUAUCAUAUUCUGGCGUAAGGGUGUUAACUUAUUGAGCUGAGCUUUCAUUAAAGAACUCCACUGACCAUUGUACACACUUUUGUAAAGGUGCGCAUAGACAUGCAUGGGUAACGGUUGUUUAGCACACGUAAGUCGGAACAUUGCAACGCAGUUUAAUGCAUUCCAUGAACCGCGGCUAAGGUCUUGCGCGGUUUGUACCGUAACCUUCUACCAUCUGUAUUUUGUUGUUAUUGUCACUGCCAUUUUCUCUACUACAUCCAUAACGAAGGUGACGUGGAAUAGAAACGCGACUUUGACAGUCUCUUUUCUUUAUGUUUCGUGUAAUUAAACAUGCACGGCAAUUC